AUGUCUAUAUCCCAAUAUACUAACAUUUCGUCACAAAGAAAACACAUAUGUUAUUGGGUGGGAUGUAACAUGUCAUUUCCAAAUAUGAUGGAAAUCCAAACACAUCUUAAAAAUCUUCACAUAGAAUUUUUGGAUAAAAAUGCAAAUUCAUUUCAAUGUUAUUGGAAGGAUUGUAACGCAUCCGGUUUUGAAUCGAAACAUAAAUUAAGACAUACUGAUGGUGGACUGCGCCAACAGAAUCAAGAUUUUAAUCGGCCUACUAGACCGCCUCAGCGUUACGAAUUAUUUACGAAUAAUCAAGUUGAUUCAUCAGGAAAAUUCAAUUUGCAAGCAAAUGAAGUCAUAGUAAUUGAUGACGAUGAAUCAGAAAAGAAUUCCAAUUCAAUACAUAAAGAAAAAAGUGUGCAUAAUAUUAAUACUACUGAAGAACAGAAGUCUACUAACGACUCAAAGACAUCACCAACUUCAAACAAUAUGGGAGAGUCGAAUAAUCGACAAGAAAAUGAAAUAACACAAGAAACCAAAAUGCAGAUAUCAAAAUUACAAUCUACUAAUGGUAUGUCGUCAAAACAGCCACCACUCUCGAGUAAAAGACAUACAUUUCGUGCAGUUUAUCCGAAUGAGACCUCGAUUGAAUUUGUGAACCAAAGUCAGACAACAAAUAUUAAUUUAACAAAUCAACAGAGUAAUACGUUAAAUCAAAUGUCACAUACUAGUCUUCCUUCACUGAUGACUAAAUCAUUGACAUCAAAUCCGUCAACUUAUAAUAUAACUACAUCAAAUAAAACAUCAAAUACAUCGGAUGAUUCACAUUUAGAAAUUAUUGAAUCUAUUUUGUCAGGUCCAUCACAUUCAGGUAGUUCAUUUGAAUCCUUGACUAUUGAGCAACAAAACAAAAAAUUGCUGCAUAUAGUAUCAGUACAAGCGCAAGAGAUAAAAAAGUUAAAAAUAAAAAAUGCAAUUCAAGAAGAGCUAAUAAAAAAAGCUGAAUCAGAUCUUGAAUUUCAAACGAAAAUUACUAAACUUUUACAAGAUCAAAAUCGCCGUUCUGACGAUAAACUAAGAUCGAUGUGGGUUGAGAUGUUAUGUAAAAAACUUCGUAUUCGUGAAGAAGAACAUAUAAGUUCGAAAUCUUUUAAAAGACAAAAACUAGAGGACCAAGCGAACUCUAAAGAUAGCAAUGGUAGAAAAGAUAUGGAUAUAGAUCCUUGGGAGAAACCAUUAUCACCGAAUACUAAUAUUUCAAUAAUAACCCAGGCUUAUAUUUGCGAAUGGGAAGGAUGUGGAAAGUCUUUUAGAACCAAAUUAGCAUUAAAAGCACAUGUACCAUCCGAACAUCUUUAUGGAUCAAUCUUGCAUAUUAAAGUAGACAAAAUUAGUCCUGGCCCAACCAACACAACAAAUACAAAUGUUUGA
Messenger RNA from Diversispora eburnea, 1416 nucleotides. The record is from the annotation of a GenBank genome assembly. NCBI's taxonomy places the organism in Eukaryota, Fungi, Glomeromycota, Glomeromycetes, Diversisporales, Diversisporaceae.